AUGAAUGCCAAUAGCUUCAAAGAGCUUCAAGAGAGUAUUCAAAAAGCCUUGGUGGAUACAACGCGCUCCGCCGGACAACUUGCAAAUGAAGACCUUGCCUUUCACUGUGCUUCAAACCCUGCAGUCGUACCUCUGCUUGAACGUCAGAAGUCCCGCUUACUUGACCUCGUCAAUGAUCUGACUAAGGUUGCUACUAAGGGGACUGAAGUAGCGGCACCCGGCAUUUCAGAUGCUGAGGCCAUUGACGAUAAAUGGGGUGGUCUGGUUGAUGUCUUUGACAGUCUGCUUGAGAAAGCAGAUGUCUGUCUCGAUAAAUAUACGGGAGUGAUCAAGAAAGAAGGCCCAUCCAAACCAGAAAAGCCAACUGGCGCUGAAAGCGUAGUCAUACAAGACAGACUCUCCCGAGCCAAACUAAGAAAACCACAGCUUCUUUUUGCUAACCCUCCCUCAAAUCAUGAUACUAGCCCUUUUAAGCCCUUACUCAAAUCUAAACCUCACGCUCUUACCCCUCUUGAAGAGUGUGCACGACCGUCGAAAUUACCAAAUGGCGUGGCGAGCUAUGCACAACCUUACGAGAUGGAAAUCAAAGCAGCUCGCACGUCAUCGAUCAUAUCGACUAAGCGUGAACCAGUGCCUUACCUUCCUUUCACUACGACCCACGCAACUUUCGUUGAUACACUGGAAGCUGUAGACGUUAUGUUGGAAGAACUAAAGGGUGCAAGCGAGAUAGCAAUCGAUCUUGAGCACCAUGAUGAACAUUCGUACAUAGGAAUUGUGUGCUUAAUGCAGAUAAGUACAAGGGAAAAGGAUUGGAUCGUUGACACGCUCAAGCCUUGGAGACAGGAGCUGCAGAAGCUCAACGAGGUCUUUGCAGAUCCUAAUAUAGUAAAGGUACUCCACGGUUCUACGAUGGAUAUCAUUUGGCUCCAACGCGAUCUUGGCUUGUAUGUCGUUGGCCUUUUCGACACAUACCAUGCAUCUUACGCUCUGCUUUAUCACAAACAUGGGUUGGCUUUCUUGUUGAAGAGAUUUGUCGAUUUUGAUGCUGCAAAGAAAUAUCAAAUGGCUGAUUGGCGAGUUCGACCCCUUUCCGAAGGGAUGUUUGAUUAUGCUCGCUCAGAUACACACUUCCUCCUUUAUGUCUUCGAUAUGAUGCGCAAUGAACUCAUUGACAGCUCCAACUUGACACAGCCUGGCGAAGAUCUGCUUGAGGAAGUAAUGCAGAAGUCAAAACAGGAAAGCCUUCAGCGCUACGAGCGGCCGUCUUAUGAUAAGGACCGUGGAGAGGGUUUGGGAGGCUGGAACAGCAUGCUGUACAAGACUCCAAGUGCGUUCAGUCGGGAGCAGUUCGCAGUCUUCCGAGCUGUACAUCAAUGGCGGGACACGAUCGCUCGCAAUGAAGACGAAAGCCCUAGCAACCUUUUGAGUAAGAAGAAUUUGUUUAGUAUAGCAAGAGAGCUGCCGAUGAGUCUACCUUCCCUGCUUGCUUGUUGCCAUCCUCUCUCAAAAGAGCUGAAAGACCACAAACAUGAUCUGCUUAGAGUGGUCCACAAGGCCAAGAAAGAUGGCAAAACUGGCCCGGAGAUGAGGGACUUCUUUCGCAAAGGUCCUUCGAAAGCAGACGAUCAAAUUACAGUUGAUGGGACAACUCCAUUCAGUAAAGGAGUUGGUGCGGUCAUUGCCGCAGUGCGUUCGCAAACUCCACUACCUCUUCGAGCCAAGGCUUCUCAAUUCUGGGGCUCAACAUUGGACGACUCAAAGACGGGCCAUCCUGACAAAUUGGCGGGCCAUGUUGGAGAUCAUCGACUAGUCUUGCCGCUUCCUGAUCUCACUGCGGAAGUCUUUGUCGACACAAAAUCACCGAGUGCAUCAUCUUUGCCUGGUCCCAUCGAACCUGGUUCCCGCGCCGAGCAUCAGUAUGUGAAAGACAAAAAAGUCAAGGAAAAUGACGUAUUUGUCAUCAGGAACUCGAAAAAGCGCAAAGCAUCCGAUACGAGACAAGAGUCACGCGAUUCCGAUGGAGCGUCGCAGAACGGUGCGAGUGCGGCACCGGAGAAGAUGAAGCUGGACACUGCGGCUGAGGACGCGGAGAUUGAACGAGCAGAGCGGAAGCGUGCAAAACGACAAGGACGACUUGAGAGGAAGCUUGCGAAACGUGAGAAUCGUUCAGAGACCCAGAAAGGCUCCGCACAAAACGAGCCAGAGCCGUUCGACUACGAGAAUGCGCCUUCGGUCUUCCAUGCAAAACCCACGAAGGAAGAGCGGGCGAAGAACAAGGGCAAAGCAGCUGACCCGUAUGCCAAAUCGCUCAACGCUCCUAGUGGCCUCCCUCGAGUGCAACGGCAGACAGGCGGGAAGAGUUUCACAUUCACGAAAUGA
Messenger RNA from Bacidia gigantensis, 2379 nucleotides. RefSeq lists its product as uncharacterized. Bases 1 to 2379 code for a protein of 792 amino acids. Gene Ontology annotation, biological process: histone mRNA catabolic process; nuclear polyadenylation-dependent antisense transcript catabolic process; TRAMP-dependent tRNA surveillance pathway. Gene Ontology annotation, molecular function: 3'-5'-RNA exonuclease activity; nucleotide binding; nucleic acid binding. Lineage: Eukaryota; Fungi; Ascomycota; Lecanoromycetes; Lecanorales; Ramalinaceae. The transcript is spliced from 4 exons. Gene Ontology annotation, cellular component: nucleolus; nuclear exosome (RNase complex). The record is from RefSeq and is a predicted model, not a curated record.